Drosophila erecta is the source of this 2822-nucleotide messenger RNA. It is a transcript of the gene Pep, whose product is annotated as zinc finger protein on ecdysone puffs. The transcript has 5 exons. Lineage: Eukaryota; Metazoa; Arthropoda; Insecta; Diptera; Drosophilidae. The record is from RefSeq and is a predicted model, not a curated record. Gene Ontology annotation, cellular component: nucleus. Gene Ontology annotation, molecular function: zinc ion binding; nucleic acid binding. Bases 291 to 2432 code for a protein of 713 amino acids.
AUAUUUCCUAUAUCGAUAACAUCUGGCGGGACUAGGCCAUCCCUAGCCCAGCCACAUACGUCAUUCGAUUUUUUCUCGUCGUUCGGAUCGCAGUGAAAUAUUCAGGAAUCGUGGUAUUUCGACGAAGGCGGCCAUAUUGCUGAAGUAAGGAAAUCUGUAGUGCAAUAGUCCAGUAAUUUUGACAAUUCGCCGUUGCAACACCUUGCUUAAAUAAUUUGCUCGCUUAAACACAAACCCUACAUUACACAUCCCAUAAACUCUCCCACAAAACCAAAAAACCCAUCAAAAUUAUGGUCAGCGUAAAGGUCAACGGAAAUCAGCAGAAUCGUUUAGUAAAUAACGCAAAGGUCAACGGCAACAUGGCAUUCCGUGGCAACCAGAACCGCAAUCGCAAUUUUGGAGGAGGCAACAACAACUAUGGUGGACCCAUGGGCGCCAACCGCAUGGGCGGUAUGAACAUGUCGCCCUGGGAGUCGCAGAAUCCUGGCGGCGGACAAUUUGGUAACAACAUGCGUCAGGGUGGCGGUCAGAUGAACGCCCAGGCCAUCAACUUGGCCAACAAUCUGCUGAACAAUCUGUUCAGGAACCAGAAUCCACCAUCGCUCCUCGACUUGCCCCGCGGCGGCGGUGGCAUGGGAAAUCGCAAUCAACGUGGUGGACCGAUGGUCAGUCGCGGCGGCGGUGCCGGCAAUCGUCUCAAUAACCGUCGUGGCCAGGGAGGUGGCUUCCAAAAUCGUGGCGCCACUGGUAGUGGACCCAAGCCCCCGCAAAAGCAGGGCGGCGGCGGUAUUCGCAAGCAAAAUGCUUUUGAUCGUGCCAAGAAACUUUUGGCUAAAAAUGCCAACCAAAAUAAAAAGAAGGAACCCACUCCUGGCGAAAAGAAAAUCGAGAGCCCUACCAAGGAGUCUCCAUACGCUAGUGUCCCCAACGACAUGUUCUACUGUCAUCUGUGCAAGAAGCACAUGUGGGACGCAAACUCUUUCGAGAACCACAUCAAGGGUCGCACCCAUCUGAUGAUGCGCGAGGGCAUUGAGGAGAGCUAUCGCCUCAAGGCCAAUAUGAUCCGUCAGGAGGCCAAGAUCGCAGAGCAGCUCAAGUCGAUCGAGUUUGACCGCUUGAAGCGCAUGGGAAAGAGCAAGCAGCGGCAGCUGGACUACUGUACCAUGUGCGAUCUGAACUUCCACGGUCACAUCUCGACCCAUCGCAAGUCGGAGGGACAUUUGCAGCUGAAGAAGUUCUUGCAUCCCAAGUGCAUUGAGUGCAACAAGGAGUUCGCCACUCGCAUUGACUACGACACCCAUCUGCUGUCCGCCGAACAUCUUAAGAAGGCUGCCGAGAGCAACACCAAGGUGGGUGAACGCAAGCGCCAGACCUUGCCCAUCAGCACCGAGGAAGAGGAGACCCGCGAUCUCCGCCUGCCCCAGAAGCGCAAGAAGAAGCCCGUCAAGAAGGAGGGCGAAGCCGCCGAUGGCGAGGCUAAGAAGGAGGGUGCCGGCGAUGGCGAGGGUGCCGAGGGUGAUGAAGCCGAGGGCGAUGAGGCCAAGGAGGGCGAAGAAGCAGCGGACGAGACCAAGGAGGGUGAGGAUCUCAACGAGAGCCAGGAGGAAGAGGAGGUGGCCCUGCCUGUGGAUCCCGAGGACUGCAUCCUUGACUUCAACGACGGCGAUGAGAUCCCCAGCGAGGUGGAUACCCGCCUGCCUAAGUACAACUGGCAGCGUGCUGUCGGCCCCGGUCUGAUCUCCAAGCUGGAGUGCUAUGAGUGCUCGGUGUGCAGCAAAUUCUUUGACACCGAGGUGACCGCCGAGAUUCACUCCCGAACGGCAACCCAUCACCGCAACUUCUUGAAGUUCAUCAACGAGAAAUCGAGCGAUACCAAGAUUGCCCAGAAGCGCGCCGCUGCCGCCUUGGAGGAGAAUGAGCGUAAGAAGCGCAAGAUUGAGGAGGCAGAGACUCCGGCUGCCGAGGGCGCCACCGAGGAAACAGCCGAGGGCGCUGAGGGUGAACUGUACGAUCCAUCGGAGGCCACCGGCGACGACGAUGAUGUGGAGAUGGCGGAGGAUAACGCCGAGGGCGAGGGCGAAGGCGAUGAGGAGGUCGAGGGUGAGGGCGAGGAAGAUGGCGGCGGCCAGGACAACGGCGAAGAGGAGAUGGAGGCCCAGGAAGAGGAUCAGGAGGCUGAGCAGGAUCUAGAACCCGAGCCAGCUCCAGCCAAAACUCCUACUCCCGCUGAACCAGCACCCGCACCCAAGACCCCAGCCAAGACUCCGGCCAAGGCAGCUGCUUCAGCCGCUGCUGCCAGUCCCGCAGCUGCGGCGGCGACGCCAGAAGCCUCUCCAUCGCCGGCCAAGAAGGCAGCGCUGACUCGCGCUGGCGCCGGACCCAAAGCCACGCCGCAGCGCCAACGCGCCCGCGGUCGUUACAAUCGCUACUAAGUAGACGUCGGAGGAAUUCGUAAUUUAACAUAACAUAAACCUUAAUAUACAAGAAAAAUAUACAUUCACGCCCAGGAGGAGGAUGAAGAACGGAUCAAGUCGAUCUCUUCCCGCAAUUUGACAUUUGCAUCCCAAUUUGCAUAAAAACUGAAUGAACGGAAACCCAGAAGAAGACAACCAACUUUUAGUUGAAACAGUUGAAUACAUUGUACGACGAAGCUUAUUGAAACUGACGAGGGAGAACAACACAAACAACUUGAUUGAAUCGAAUUUCAUAUUACCCGAUUCCCCCCUCCCAGCACGCAUACCAUACCAGCCAACCACCAUUCAACUUAUGUAAUCAUAUAAAUUCUAUAAUAAACAAAGAAACAAAACUAGUUGUAAAACAAA